This is a messenger RNA of Pararge aegeria (speckled wood butterfly), 1077 nucleotides long. RefSeq names its product putative nuclease HARBI1. The record is from RefSeq and is a predicted model, not a curated record. The annotation marks the transcript as partial. The transcript has 6 exons. Lineage: Eukaryota; Metazoa; Arthropoda; Insecta; Lepidoptera; Nymphalidae.
AUGUCUCGUGCUUUCUGGGGCUCUUAUUAUUCAAGUGAAAUGGAGAAAUCUGAACGAAAAUUACACCGGCGAUCUAUACGUGACGCCAGUAAUCCGUUCGAAUUUCCCGAUACAGAGUUCCAACACUUGUUUCGGAUGGGUAAAAAUUGUGUGCUGUACUUGUGCGAGGAGCUUAAUGAGGCACUAAAACCACUAAAUGCUGUCGAUGGACUACCAGUGCACAUAAAAGUUCUCACAUCUUUAAGGCUCUUAGCGGACGGUAGUUAUCAGCGGGGGACAGGCCAAGACCAUGGGAUGGCUGUUGCUCAAACAACAGUCAGCAAAUACCUGACCCAAGUUACUGGAGCUAUUGUCAGAAUACUAAUGCCAAAGUGGAUAUUAUUCCCGGGAACAGACUCUGCCAGGCAAAUUGUGGCUAGAAGCUUUCUAGCAAAGCAUGGUUUGCCUGAUAUUCUUGGAGCCAUUGACUGCACCCAUGUUGAUAUAUUUCCCCCACCAUUCCCACAUGGGGUGCAAUACAAAAAUAGGAAAGGGAGAUCCACAAUAAAUGUUCAACUGAUUGUGGAUGUUGAGUGCCGCAUCAUAAAUAUCAAUGCAAGGUACCCAGGACGUGUCCAUGACCAAUUCAUAUUUAAUAAUUCUAAAGUAAAAUAUGAAAUGAAACGGCUAUAUGAAAGUAGAAUCGGACAGUACUACCUUUUAGGGGACUCAGGCUAUGCACUAGAGCCUUGGAUGAUGACUCCGGUUUUGGAAGCUGCACCAAAUAGUUCUGCAGAGAAGUACACGAACUGGCAUUGUCAAGUAAGAAACUGUGUGGAAAGGGCCAAUGGGUACCUAAAAGGCACAUUUCGCAGCUUGGGCAUUGACCGGGUACUUCAUUACAGUCCCGAAAAAGCAUCUCAACUCAUAUAUGCCUGCGCAACGCUUUAUAAUAUUAUGCAUCAUUAUAGAACUCCAAUGGAGCAAAUGACAGACAAUUUUCUAAAUACGAGCGAGGAACAACAUCAAACAUCAAAUAUGGAUCAAACGAGAUUGUUAACAGUUGCUCGACAAAAAAGAGAAAUAUUAAUAAAUACA